GUUCAUUUCUCAAGGGUCAGACUUUGCCAAGGCUCUGAGUCUGUGCUCAGUACAGUUCUGUGGCAUUGUCAAGUCUGCCGUGAUGCCACCUCUGUCUCCCAACCUGUCUUCACCUCAACCUCCAGUAGUCACAGAUGGUUCAGGUUCAACGAAACAGAUGUCUGUUACUAUUGCUGCUGGAUUACCGCAUUUCUCAGUGGGUUACAUGCGCAACUGGGGCCGAGACACAUUUAUUGCCCUUCCUGGAAAUCUUCUCAUCACUGGAAGAUAUGAUGAGGCAAGAUGGAUUAUCUUGGCAUAUGCGAGCACAAUGCGUCAUGGCCUCAUACCCAACCUUUUGGAUGGAGGUAUCAAGGCUCGAUUCAACUGUAGAGAUUCUGUCUGGUGGUGGCUCCAGUCCAUCCAAAGGUAUGUGGCAAUUGUUCCUGAUGGCAAUCGCAUCUUCAGGGACAGAGUGUCUCGUCUCUUCCCUACUGAUGACUCACCACCUCAAGAACCAGGCAGACAUGAUCAGUUGCUAGAGGACGUGAUUCAGGAGACCCUGCAGCGCCACUUCCAGGGCGUGAAGUUCCGUGAGAGGAAUGCUGGUUACCAGAUUGACAGGGAGAUGUGCGAUGAAGGUUUCAACAACGAGAUUGGAGUCAGUUUGGAAACAGGUUUUGUGUAUGGUGGAACGGUUCACAACUGCGGUACAUGGAUGGACAAAAUGGGUUCAAGUGAGCUGGCAGGAAUCAAA
Messenger RNA from Penaeus monodon (black tiger shrimp), 736 nucleotides. RefSeq lists its product as uncharacterized. Bases 135 to 521 code for a protein of 128 amino acids. The transcript is spliced from 6 exons. NCBI's taxonomy places the organism in Eukaryota, Metazoa, Arthropoda, Malacostraca, Decapoda, Penaeidae. The record is from RefSeq and is a predicted model, not a curated record.